AUGGAGCUUGAACACGGGACAGAAGUGGUAACGGGUGAGGAUUCGAUGAAAGAGGCGGAAGAUUACCUCGAUUCCGCCAUGGAAAGCGCGAUGGAGAAGUUCAGAAGGUUCGAGGAAGAGAUGGAACACAAAGCGAAAAAAGAGCUACAGGGAUUGUUGUCGAUUAGAGAAAGUGCGAGGAGGGUUCUUGACGCAGUUCUUCCUUCCCACCACUCCGAAGCCACCGUCUCAAGCAGAUCCGCCAGCCUCCACCUCUCGCCAGCGCCGAUCAAGCUUCAUACCCUUUCUCGUUCUCUCUUCUUUGAUCCUUCCCCUCUCGAUUCAGGUUCUGAUGGUGCAAGAGAAGGGGAGCAACUAUCGCCUCCUUCCUCACGUCUGCAAUUUUCGGUGCCUCCUUACUCCUGGCCGGCGACGCCAUCGAACAUUGCCGCCGGUGUUCCUCAGCCUUCCACAGUAGCGCAGUCCAAUUUCCUGUUCAUCUUCACUGUCAAUGGGUGGAGCUUGAUUAGCACUGCUAUUCCUGCAAAUGAUCCUCCGGUUUUACCCGAAGUUCCUUCUGUGUUGGCCCCUAUCCGGUUACCUGAUGAUAUGUUCCCUUACUGUGUUCCUAUAACGGUGAUCGAUACGUCUUCAAGUUUGCAGCAUAGAGAUGAACUUGCUGAGGAGCUCAAGACAGCUGAUGCGAUUGUGGUUACGUGUUCGUAUGAUCAACCUGCUACACUUGAUCUUGAUCAUCGAUUGUGCACAUUUUGGCUAAAGUAUCUCCAAGACUUACAGGUAAAAGCUCCUGUUGUCGUGGCGUUUUGUAAGGCGGAUAUAAAACAACCAAUUCAUUUGCCCAAGCUGAUGUUACCCAUUCUCCAACGGUAUCCUCAGCUUGAAAAUUACUUGGAGUGUUCAGCCAAACUGCGUACUCUAACACCCGAUAUUUUUCUAUACGCACAAAAAGCUGUCCUUUUCCCCACUCCACCACUUUACGAUCGUGAAACAAAAACUUUAAAGCCUCGAUGUUUGAGGGCGUUGAUUGGAGUCUUUACUCUUUUUGAUUCUGAUAAAGAUGGGUGUUUAAGUGACAAAGAGUUUAACGACCUCCAGGCCAAAUGUUUUGGGACACCUAUGGAAGAUAUAAAGGUGCAGUGUUUGAAAAGUUAUGUAGAAAAGAUCAUGCCAGAAGGAGCCGUCAUUGAUAAUAAGCUUACAUUAAGAGGCUUUCUCACAAACCAUGCGGAGCUUAUUGAACAUCAUCAUCCAGAAAUUACAUGGACCAUCUUAAAAAAGAAUGAAUAUGACAAUGAAAUCAAGUUCUGCUGUGAUCGACUGCUCCCUCCAAUUAAAAGAACCCUUGAUCAGAGUGUGGAGCUGACAACUGAAGCUCUGGAACAUCUUAGAAGAGUUUUCUCCUUGUUUGACAUUCGUGGUGACGGGGCCUCUAAUGCACGUGAGCUAGAAGAUCUUUUUUCUACCCAACCAGUAAGUCUCUGGAAUGAAGCUCCAUCUGUAGAGGUAAAUGUAUUGGGAGAGUUAUCAGUCACAGGAUUUUUAUCAAAGUGGGCUCUAAUGGCAUUGCUCAACCCUGUCUGA
This is a messenger RNA of Lactuca virosa, 1581 nucleotides long. NCBI's taxonomy places the organism in Eukaryota, Viridiplantae, Streptophyta, Magnoliopsida, Asterales, Asteraceae. The record is from the annotation of a GenBank genome assembly.